AUGUCCGCUCCCUCGCAAAACAUUAUCGUACAGCGGGCGACCUUCUUGGCCCCGGCUGCCCCCAACCCCGCCGCAGGCGGCAAGGCUCGUGCGCUUCGGCGCAAAGAGAAAAAUAAAAUCAAGGUGAAGCAGAUGAACAAGAAAAAGUUCGAGAAUGGCUGUGCCUCCGUCAAGGAGUUGUUGGACGAGGCUGAGCGCCUCGAUAAGGCUGCUGCUGUUGAGGAGGAGGAGGCGCGGAAGAAGCGGGCCCGCGCUGCGAAGCUGCGGGUGGCGGCGGCAGCGAAGGGGGAGGAGAAGAAGAAGGAUAAGAAGGACAAGAAGGAGGAGAAGAAGGAGAAGGAGGAGGAAGAGAAGGAGGGGGGGGACAUGCCCCUCCGCUUCAAGGAGGAAGGGGAUGAUGAUAUGGUUGUCGAUAAGUAG
Molecule: messenger RNA, 420 nt
Organism: Aspergillus costaricaensis CBS 115574
Lineage: Eukaryota; Fungi; Ascomycota; Eurotiomycetes; Eurotiales; Aspergillaceae
Exons: 3
Coding region: 1-420 (139 amino acids)
Source: RefSeq, a predicted model, not a curated record